AUGUGCAAAUAAGAAACCACGGAAGUUGCUUGCUCAUCGCGUCGUUUCAAAGAUGGCUCUCGCUAGUGUGUUGAAUCAGAAUUGUGCUGCUUUUUCCUUUGGCAGUCGUCAAACGACUGCUUUCGAUUGUGGACCCGGGCUUAGUGGUGUGGGGCUCGAAAGUACAUCGGGAGACAACUUUAGGUUUGCCAUCAGAAAUCCAAUGCGUCCGGUGGUAGACGAUGGUGACGUCGAGAGCAAAAUACAGUUUCUGCAUGGGACCACUACCUUAGCGUUCAAAUUCCAGCAUGGUGUCAUUGUGGCGGUGGACUCUCGGGCCACGGCGGGCUCCUACAUCUCCUCGCAGACAGUCAAGAAGGUUAUUGAGAUUAAUCCCUUCCUGCUGGGCACCAUGGCUGGAGGAGCAGCAGAUUGUAGCUUCUGGGAGCGUAUGCUGGCCCGCCAGUGCCGCGUCUACGAGCUCCGCAACAAAGAGCGCAUCUCGGUGGCGGCGGCAUCCAAGUUACUUGCCAACAUGGUGUACCAGUACAAGGGCAUGGGACUCAGCAUGGCAACCAUGGUCUGUGGCUGGGACAAGAGAGGUCCAGGGCUCUACUACGUCGACUCAGAUGGGAGCAGAGUUUGCGGUGACCUGUUUUCGCUGGGCUCCGGCUCGGUCUACGCCUACGGUGUGAUGGACAGCGGCUUUCGUCAGGAUCUGACCGUGGAGGAAGCCUGCGAUCUGGGCCGCCGCGCCAUCUACCAGGCCACAUAUCGCGACGCCUACAGCGGAGGGCAGGUCAACUUGUACCAUGUCCAUAGCGAAGGCUGGACCAGGGUCUCCCAGGAUGAUGUGCUUGAGCUGCAUCACAGAUACAAGGAUCAGGCAUAAUUUUUCAAGUUAAAUGCUCAGGAGGGGGGACUGACGGGUUUGGAAACACAUUUUUUUUUCUGUAUCCAAAAUUGAAGAUCUGAAAUGUCUGUUGGGUUGAUAUGAAUAAAAAAAAUUAAAUGAAACACUCA
This is a messenger RNA of Hippocampus zosterae (dwarf seahorse), 1002 nucleotides long. RefSeq names its product proteasome 20S subunit beta 5 (gene psmb5). Bases 53 to 871 code for a protein of 272 amino acids. The record is from RefSeq and is a predicted model, not a curated record. Gene Ontology annotation, molecular function: threonine-type endopeptidase activity. The transcript is spliced from 3 exons. Lineage: Eukaryota; Metazoa; Chordata; Actinopteri; Syngnathiformes; Syngnathidae. Gene Ontology annotation, cellular component: proteasome core complex.